Paramuricea clavata is the source of this 25092-nucleotide messenger RNA. The record is from the annotation of a GenBank genome assembly. NCBI's taxonomy places the organism in Eukaryota, Metazoa, Cnidaria, Anthozoa, Malacalcyonacea, Plexauridae.
AUGUUAUAAAUCAAAGCUCAUGUUAUUAUUGUCAUUCACUGCUUUUCCUUACUGUUUCUUCCUCUUUUUAUCAUAGAAUAUUCAUCUGAUUACGACGUAUCAUUCCCAACAUCAGAAAUCAGAACAUUCUCCAAGCGAGCUUUGUAUGAAAACCUGCAUGCCUUCACUGUUGCCUUCUGGAUGAAAACACGUGAUGAAGAGAACGCAGGCACUCCAGUUUCUUAUGCGGUCAAACUAGAUAAAUAUGUUCAGGAGAACGGUUUAGUUCUCAAGGAUUAUGGAAAUUUAGCUAUUCAAAUUAAUAACCAAACCGGUUACACCGCUGAUCGCUUGAACGACGGGCACUGGCAUCAUGUGGCGGUCACGUGGCAGAGUAGUAAUGGUAUAUGGGUGUACUAUCGUGACGGCAAAGAAGUAAAGCGUGCUACAGAACCCGUUGCGAAAGGUACGAUCUUGACCUGUAUAAGUCCUACACUGCGAACGGUUCCUCCUUUCCGCGGGUUUAGCUUUCCGGGCGUGCGAAGGGAAAGGAGGGACUGCCGACAACUGACAUCAAGAAACGAAAUACGCCCACUUUUCGCUCUUGUCAAGUUGGCCCCCCUUGGCAUGCAUAAACAUUACUUAUAUCCAAUUAAAUAUAUCCAAUAUGAACCGUUCAUUUAAGCCUAUCAUGCUUAUUUAUAAAAUCAACAUUCAGUCUGGAAAUUAUUUAUAGUAUAAUUACUACAUAUUAUAUUUGAUUGACAGGCACAUCGAUUUCGACCAAUGGGAAUUUUGCGUUGUGUGAGCCACGCGUAUUUCGUUUCUUGAUGUGUUGUCGUCAGUCUUUCUUCCGAGGAACUGCUCGCGGUCUAUAUACGUCCUGACGACAUGAUUCUCAGUUUCGCUCGCUAAAUAAGCUAAGCAUUUUCCACGCUUCUGUUACUGUUGGUCUGAUUAUUAAAAGUUUUUAAGCCCUGUUUAAACGGAUCCAACAUUGUUGGGCCAACAUCAUCCAACAUUGUUGAAAUAAUGGCCCACACGGCUUCUUUUUCAAAUAUUUUUGUCAUGACUAGGUUCAGAGUUUGAGUAAAGCUUAAUAUCUAACCAAAAAGAUUUGAAAGAGAAGCAGUCAUAUCUAUUAUAGUAACAUUGUUGAAUGAUGUUGGUACAACAAUGUUGGAUCCGUUUAAACAGGCCUUUAGUGUAAAAAGGACAAGUGGUGUGUUUAUAUUUUUAAGCUAAUGAAAUAUACUAUACUGACACUGAUUGUAAGGAGUUGAAUGGAGUCGUUUGCCAACAAACCAAAGUCACAUUUGCAGCUUCUUUAAUGAGUUGAAAAAAUAUAAUAAUGUAGUUUUGCAAUCAGUGCAGUUUGUCAGUGAAGAGCAAUUUAUUUAUUGUCUCAAGAAGUAACGUUUAAACAACUCCUUAUCGUAUCCUUGUGAUCUUUAGUCGUGUUUACACUACAAGCCUUGGCCUGGCCUUGACCAGGCCAAGGUAAAUGUGGCGCGUUUACACCAUUACACUAUUUUUUUUAGUCUGGCUCACUUUGGCCUAGAAUUUUGUAAUUAAUUUUGUGUAUUUUUAUGUGUUGUGACGUUGUCCGCUGGUUGUCCGCUAAUCUCUAACUGUGGACAUACGUUGCCAUGGAAAUAAGGCCCAGGCCAAGGCCGAAAGUGUUUUCAUUUCCACAAGCCUAGGCCAGGCCUAGGCCACCGGUUGUAGUUGGCCCAGAUUUCCUGGCCUAGGUCAGGCCAAGGCUAGGCCAAAGUCUGUUUACACUGUCAAAAUGUAGGCCAAGGCUAGGGCAAGGCUGGUAGUGUAAACACGACUUUGGAAAUUUUAGCCUUUCUUAUCCCAUUGGUGUAAUGCGUCGUGUUACAUUAUUAAACAAAUGUUUGAAAUUUAUCUUUUAAGGCGAUUACAUCAGAGGUGGAGGUCAUUUUGUGCUUGCUCAAGAACAGGAUUGGGAAGCAGAAGAAGACCAAUUUACCUACAAUCCUUAUGAAGCAUUCCUUGGUGACAUGAGUCAAAUGACAGUCUGGAACACAGUGUUGUCUUCGCAAGAUGUUUAUAAUCUAGCUGGGAGCUGUAUGAAUGCUAGAAAUGAUGCUGUAGUUAUAUCGUGGGCUGACUUUCUCCCUGGAUUUACUGGAGAUUAUAGGAAGACACCAAGGUCAAACGCUUGCCACUGUAAGUUGCCAAUGUCACAUGGAUUACUGGUGUGACUAAUUGCAUCUCACUAAAUCUACUGUAUUUUUUAUGUUUGUGAUUUUGCUCUUAGUGUGUCCACAUCGGGCAAGCUGAGUUUGCUUGACCGCGGUGGGAAUCGUACCAGCGACCUUUGGUUCGCUAGUCUAAUAAUGGCUCUACCAACUGAGAUACGAGUAGUAGUAACAGUAGCUGUUACAAUUACCCAACUGUUGCAAAUACCAAGUCAUAUACAUUAUAGUAUAAGUAUACUCGCAAAAGAUAGCUGUGAAAUUUUUUUUCUAUCUUUCAGUCUCUGCCACACUUCGUGGAUAUGACACAGUAUACAACGCCAUCCUCCCAUCCAACAACCACAGAACGUUGCACGAUGUCUCACCAGAUGAUUGUGGAAAGUCAUGUAACCAAGAAACUGGAUUUCAAUGUAGAUCGUUUGACUACCACAGUUCUUCACGGAAAUGUUAUUUAAGUAAAGCCUACCGUGAUACUGUUGCUGUCUCACACCCAGAUAAUACUGGAUAUGAUUACUAUGAGCUGAGUAAGUAUAAAUACUUCGAUUUAGGUAGCGCUGAACAUGCAAUAUUUAAUGAAUUCUUGUAUUUCAUUUGGCAUCAAAUCCACUUAAGUGGGGGUCAUAUGUCUGUGUCCAAGGUAAAGGACGGCUUUCACAUUGUUUAUAUUGUUUUAUAUUGGCUUUUAUAUAGUUGUUAGUGAACUCGUGGGAUGCGUUGCCAGCCCAGUUUUGUUGACCCCAGAUCAAUGGUUGACCCCCACUUGAGUAAAAUUCUGAUAAUAUAUCACGUCAUCGAAACCCAAGAAUUAAAGAAUGUGACUGCCCGAAAAUAAAGUUAUAUAGUAAAACUUUAAACGAAAGCCCUUUGUCAGAAAUUUAUGUAUACUACCAACAGUCGGAAGAAAGCAGUCGAUUUACACACAUACCCCCCCCCCGUGUCAGGCGACUGGAAUUCUAAUUUUUUUUGCUGAGAAAUGUAGCACUUUCCCCGUCAAGAAGUACCGUAUUUGUAUUUUUACAAGUACUCCUGUAUGGUCUCAGUAUGUCUACGAUCGCGUUUUUGAAUAUACUGUAUGCAUCCAAUAUUAAACAAUAAAAUUGUUGUGUAAAACAAGAUCAAUUUAUUUUCAUUUCUAAGUUUCAUUUUUAUCAUGCACCACAUAUCAGAAUCUAUUUUUUGGACAGGUCCAAUAAAUUGUGGUCUGCCUUUUUUAUUUUUCAACUCCCAAAAUGGUCUCACUGAGGUAUGACGUUACGGCAAAUCGCUAACUGAAAAUAGAAAACUACAAAUCGGUUGUGUCCUCGACCAUUGGACGCCAUUUUGUUUUUGUAGAAUUUCACCAACCAUUUUAUUUUUUACUUAGCAGGUCAAAUUUUCUUUUCGCCUGCCAUUCCUGAAAUAUGGCCUAACUUUGGCAGGCCGCUAUUUCGAGCCCUGCAUGUAACAUCGCCUUUACUAAACUAAACACAUCGUGGCUAAUUCUGACAACCUAUUAACUAUGUGACAACCUAUCAAUCAAUGCAUUUUGUAAUAGAUUGUAUUGAUAUGCUCGGUGUGGAAAAUCAAGUCAUCUCAGACUCUCAAAUGAGUGCAAGUUCGGCACGCUCCUCGCUCAGUAGUGCUAAACAUGCCAGAGCAAACGGAAUAAAAGUAAGCAACACUAAAGGAAUACCAGAUAGCGAUGGUGGGUGGAUUCCAAGCUCAUUUAGUCAAAGCCAAUAUCUUCAAAUUGAUCUGGGUAAGAAAAUGAAAGUUACUGCAGUGGAAACACAAGGAGCUGAUGGCCAUAAUUAUUGGGUGACGUCAUAUCAAGUACAGUUUAGUCAAGAUGGUAACUCGUGGUCAACUUUGUCUCAGGUAGAGUGUAUUGAAAGGAAAUUUUGAGAGAUGGCAUUCAUAAUGACGAAGAUAGUGGAGAUAAUAUACUUGUUUAUGUUUAUUCUAUAAAUGCAUUACUUUUAAGGUGGCUCCCUACAGUUUUCUAAAAUUUUAAGUAUUUUAGGUAACCUUCGUUUUCAACCAAAUUUAUAUUGAACACACUUAAGACAGGGCAAUAUAAUCAUCUUCAGGAAAGUUCAGAAGUCUUCUGCUGUCGAUAUAUGAACAAAUAGGAACAGUGUUAGUGUUGCUAUGACAACCAUGACGUUUCAUCUUUUGCACUUUUAUUGUCUAGUUUUACAAUCAAACGGUUGAAAAGAUUUAUGGUUGAAAGAGGAAUGACAUAUUAAAAUUUGAAUGGAUGUUUAUAAGGCAGGUUUUGAGAUAUUCAUGAAUAACGACUACAAAAAAUCUGUCAAAUAGAAUUUCUUGAAAUUUUGAUAUGUUUGGCGAAUCGUCAUGCUUAGCACAUGCACCGAAGGAAACGCGAGAAAAAUAGUCCUAAAUCCAGUUGAAGCUGUUGACGUGACAAAAUAUCGAUUCGACAUGAUCACUAUUUGCGCAUGCGUUUAAAUUAUAAUGCGUGAGGAACACCAAACGCGUACGGUUUAUAGUUGGCUUUUUUAGCAAUUUUCACUUUGAGUUUUUGGCUUUAAGUAUCACACAGAUAUUUUUUACUUAUUUGAAAUGAUAUAUAUGCAUAGUAUAUGUUCAAAAUACGAAAAAUUGAGAACACAAUAAUGCACUGACUUAAUCCAACGUUUCUUAAAUUUAGUUUUGUUGUGAAAAUCGGUGUGAAAACUUUUCAAAACAUUCAAGUAGAGUUUGACUUUUCGUAUAAAACAACUGGUAACUGUCUGCAUUAUAGUUUUAUUGGAUUUACAUGUGAACUGAGUUGAAUGACAGGUUUUACGUAAGUUUCAGUGACAGUGUGCCUUGAAGACAGUAUAAAAUAUAAUUUCAGUCCGUGACACUGUUGUUGAACAUUGUGAGCAUUAUGAAAUACCGUACUGAACGUAUUAAAUAUAUAAAAAAACACACUGAAGGUAGGUAAAAAACUAGCUAACAACAUACGUACUGUUCGAAUGUUGAAAAGUUUAGGAUUAUAAUAAAAAACUGGCGUUUUCUUUGUAGAUAAAAAUACAAAAACAAAUUCCCGCGGCUUGUUUCAAGAUUUUUACCGGGCCACGAAGAUUCCACGCGCGAGUCGCGAGGAUGACGUCUGAGCUAUAUAAAUGUUUUAAACUGGACUAUAACUGUAGGGAGCCACCUGACUUCAACACCACAACCACCAGACGUUGUAUUUGUUAAUUUCAGCGUACUCGAAGAUCAUGGAUGUUUAUUUAUUCACAGACUUUCAGCGGCAAUUCUGACAACAAAGGUCGAAAGAAGAAUCAAGUAAAUAUACAAGCUCGGUAUAUUAAAUUCAAACCCAAAACUUGGAAUGAUGGGAUUGGAAUGAGGGUUGAGUUGUAUGGGUGUUCUCUUGGUAAGUAUAUUGUAUUUUAUCCUAAACCAAAUAAUGGAUGAUUCCAGCUAUAGACGAAAUUUUGAUCUAGACAAGAAGAACGAAAUUACCAUAGCUGGAAAGAGCAUCUUAAAAUGAGUAAAAUUGCAAAGUUUGGUUGCGAAUUGUUGUAAAAUGAGGAAAAUAUAGCUCUGUGAAGUUCGCGAAUUUUGCAUUUUUUGAUCCGAAAGUGGUUAUUUUUACCGCGCGUAAUUCAAAUAUAUACAAAAUUUGCGAACUUCACAGGGCAAUAUUUUCUUCAUUUUACAACAUUUAGGAACCAAAAUUUAGUCUAUAGCCAGAAUCACCCAUCAUGCUGCAAAAUUGCUUUGUUUGUAUACGUUUCUUUAAGAUGUCCCAGAUAUUUCCUAAAUUUUCUCGCUAGAGAUAAGACCACUUAUUUACAAUGGAUUACACCGUCUCGACUUCGGGCUACUGUUUAAUUAAUUAAUUAAUUAAUUUAAUUAAUUAAUUAAUUAAUAAAAUUAAUUAAACUAUUUUGUGUGGAAUAAGGUAAAUUCGGUAGCCAAACAUUUGCAAGUAACAAGAAUGGCUGGCGUUUUUAGUGGAUUUUCUAUUAAAAUUAUUUAUAUCAAAAUUAACUAUUUCGCAUGUGACCUACAUAACUGUUUCAUGUAUAUUAUUAAUCCUUAAUAGUAUAGAUUCUCGUGCAAUUUGGAAAACAUACAUUCGUGAGUUUUUCAAAGACUUCAACGUCCGAAGGAGUGUGCAAUUUGAAGUCAUCGAAAAACUCACAAGUGUAAAUGGCUCCCAGGCUCUAUUUACCCUGUAAGUCACUGGCAGGCGCGGGAAAAUAGAGCCUGGGUCUUCUGUGAAGGGCCUUCGCUCGAAACGUCGACGUUCCGCUUACAUUUUUCCCAUAAUAUCCAUGGAUUGUUUGUCAUACAACAGUUUGUCUAUUGUCAAUAACUGAAGAUCCUUUCCAACAAUCUCUCUCAAACCGCAGCCGUCUAAUGGUGGCAUGUAUGGAAGAGGUUAUUUCGCUCGCCUCAGAGUACAAAAAAUAACAAAACAACGGUUUUAGUAAUACUCACCGACCCUAACCUACACCUACACCAAGUUUGUUUCUAAACCAAUCUUGAAGAAAAAUGUUUUGACGAAAUGUCAUUCUGAGGUCAGCUUACUAACCUUUCCCGGCAUGUAUAUGGAUCUUCGGCAAGGACAGUUAGAACCGAAUGAGAAACAGUCUAUUUAUAUAAUAGCAUAAUUAAUGUAAUUAUUUAAUUUGUUGCACUUCUUACUGUAUACACGAGCUAUAUUUCGAACUUAUGAACGUUUUAUUUAACAGAUAGACAAGAUUUUGUUGUUGUCUGUUCAGUUAUAGAUACACAGUAUGACGUCAUAAUGUAGGAAGAACAAAAAUAAAGUAUACUUUUUAUCCACCCAAACAUUUGGAAAUUUGAGAAAGUCGGUCGCGCACUGCAUGAUCUAGUCAGAUAAGGGAAUGCUAUUGGAUAAGAUUUUGUGUGACGCAAUUCCGUGCGUCUGUCCUCAUGAUCAUGGCUCUCGACCAAUGAAAGCGCUUGAAUUCUUAAUAUUAUUAUAUAAAUUUCAUAUAGAACCAGAGGGUGCUCCUUCAGAUAUGUCCAGUGUCAAGGCAUCUCACUCAGGUAUGAUGGUUGCAUCAUAUUGAUUUGUUAUCGCUGGCAUUGCUAAUAACAAUAGAAAAAGGAUUCAGAGAAUUUGGUAGACAUUAAUUGAACUGCAUACAAGCUUGCGCGUAAGUGGAGCAAAAAGGUGGGGGAAAUAAAUUUAAAAGCAAGAAAUAUGUAAAAUGCAAGAAAUCUAUUCUUUUGAUUAGUCGUGCAAAAUGCCCAAUAGUCGGGCAAACGUUUCUUCCUGCCCCCUAAUUUUUCCCGCCCAUACCCCCUUUUUUUUGCAUUGGCACUAUAGUAUUAUCAGUACUGCUAUUUUGGAUAAGUUUAGCUUACUUACUUAAUUUACUUUGUACUAUUUAAUGAAAAGUAUCACCAAUCAGAUACAUCGAAUCAGCAAAUACAUUGGCUCGUAGGUAAAGAUGGUAUAGACCCAUUUCACUGACGUCAAAAAUCCUUAGAAUGUCCUCCAGAUGCUCCCUGGUAAUAUCUGUUCGGGUACAACAACCACAUACAGCGCAAAAAUUAACCAUUUUAAUACAAAAUGAUUAUAAAGUUUUACAAAAUUUGCCUUGUUUACAAACGUUAUAUUAUGCAUAGAUUGCUAAUUUGUCCUCCCGAUGCAUCGUCACCGGCGCUGUGAUGUCAUGUGCAAUGGGUCUAUAGCCCUAAGAUCAAUUUCUUCAUAUUUUCAGGUUCAUGUUCUCCCAACCCAUGCCAUGGCGCAGCGUCAUGCAUUGCAGUGCCAUAUGGAUAUGUCUGCAAAUGUCCCUCUGGGUACACAGGUCGUAACUGUCAAACAGGUAUAUAAUUUCUAUUAUAAUAAUUAUAUAUAAUUACAAUAUUUAGAUAUAUAAUUACAGGUAUAUAUCUUCUUUAUUAAAUGCUUCCAAGUGUAGAUUUCUGUUUUUCGCUGUUUCUUCAUAAUGUACAUAGUUUGAAUACUCUUUGAAGUUUAUUCCGUACAAGUAGACUGUACUGUUCAUUGCAUACUCAUCCCAGUGGCCUCGUUUUCAUGUGGUUAUUUCCUCAUUUAGUUCAUGCACAGUACAGUUAGGGAUAGGUUUGUGAUUCGGUUCAAGAUCAAAGAGAAUCAGAAUUGUGUACGAAACAUGGGGAUAUAACUUUUAUAUACGCCUGUCAUGCUAAAACAAGCAAACAUGGAAAUGAGGCCAUUGAGGCAAAAGUGCAAUACACAAUGUAAACAAUUAAAGUGAUUUAAUUGCAACAAUUCUAUACAGCCUUUCUCUAACAAGUAGAAGUUUUACUUUGAGCUGCUGUAUUUUGACUUUGAGUUUGUACUAACCUAAACCGUUUAGCAGGAAGUAAAUUUCCUGACGAAUAACUCUUGAUCAAAAUUAAUCUUACUAUUUUAAGUAGUAUAUUUUAGAUAAACUAUUACCUUCAAUAGAUCGAUAUUCUUUCAUUUGAAAACAGAUGCUUGGCUCCGAGGAAAAUUUAUCUAUUAUUUUGUUCAACUUACCUAAUUAUUUCUAGAGAUGGGAUGCAACGUGCCUGGAACUCCAGUUAACGGCAAACGAAGCGGGACACGGUUCACGGCCCGCAGCACUGUCCACUACUCAUGUAACUCGGGAUACCAACUUCAUGGAGCUUCUAGUAUAACGUGUUCAAAAGGAAAAUGGUCUGGCGCAGUGCCAUGGUGUCAAAGUAAGUGUUAUUUACUUCGUUUGGAGGACUUUUUAUAGUAACAUUCGUGUAACAUGCAUUCUAAAUCUGAAAAUGGGAGCGGCACUAGAUUUCCGCAAGUCGUAACUUGGGUUUAAACACUAAGGGGAUGUGGAGUCGCUUUGCCCAACAAAAAGGCUGUGGUGCAUGGGAGAAGAACGUAAAGAUGGUGCGAAAACUAAAAACGUUUACGGGGAUCCCAAGGGUAGCAUCGUAGACAUUAUCCUCGCCUUCAGGCCAAUGCUACGUUGCUCUUCGCAGUGGAUCUGGCGCCGUGCGCCUAGGGACUUGUAUCGAAUGCCAAGGCAUGAGAUCCCUAGCGGGGUAUGGAAGCAUGCUCCCCAGAAAAUUGUAAAAAUUAGAGUCAUGAAACGCCAUUUCAUGCACUUUGAGGGAAGGUGUUACAAUUUGAAUGUAUUUUGCCCAACAACUUGUUGAAUAUUUUCCCUACAAAAGCUUUUCUCAAACAUUAGGGGCUGUCACACAACCCCCCCCCCCUUCUCCACCCUACCCUCAAGUUUUACGCAUGUACACAUACGCUUGGUCUUUUAAAACACGCUUAUCAGAUAGUACUUCAGCAAAAAUAUCUAUGAUUGAUAUGUGUUUCAAUUUCUAUUUAGAUAUAAACGAGUGCACAGCGGGAACAUCAGAAUGCAACCAUCAUUGCACUGACUUUCCGGGGACUUUCAAAUGUUCAUGUGUUGCUGGAUACAGACUGAGCAACAAUGGAAAGACUUGCCAUGGUAUAUAAUUGUUGCAUUUCUCAAUUACAUUACUCACCUCUUUUCAUUCUCAUUACUCGCAUCGUUCAAAGAUCGCAUUUAGACAUAGACCUAGACGUGGGCAUGCAUGCACUUACGUCACGGGGAUUUAUCGGAACCGAAACGAUAAAAACAGCCAUAUCAGAAAUUUAGGAGGCUUUAUCCCUCUACCGGAAAAAAUCAUCAUCGGUUUAUUUUGUCCGCGACGAAACUCUUGCCACCCAUGUAAGGCGAUUCCUGGGGAGGUAAGUUAGCUAGGAAUUAUCCAAAAUAAGUCGAACACGUUAAUUCUUUCCCAAAUUUGGACAGUUCAUCAAUUAAACUGCCAUCACAGUGACACAGCUCCCUAUAACAAGCGAUAUUGUGUAUUCAAAAUAUUAACCGUAGGUUUUUCCUUUUAAGACAUCAAUGAAUGUUCAGAGAAGGUCUGCAGUCACGGUUGUAUCAACAGGCAAGGAUCUUUCCAAUGUACCUGUCCUUCCGGAAUGGUACUGCGUAAUUCUGGAACGAGAUGUGAAGGUCAGUUUUAUGCAACAUUUUGUAUUUGUGAUGAAAACAAUCAAAACUACAACAUCAACGAUAACAAUAUCAAACGAAAUGAGGAAAACACCAACAAUGACGAAAAAAAGAUGAUCGCAAACAAAGAUUAUUUAUUUAUUUAUUUGUUUGUUAAACUUCGCCAACAGAUACGUGCAUACAAACAAACAUGACAUUACAACAGCAGAACAUAUACAUUACUUCUGAAUCUAACAACGAAUGGCGGGGACACCACAGCAGUAUAAACCAAUUACUGCGGGCCCUUGUUAACAAAUAUAACAAACUAUAAAAUCGAAUUCUAUGGAUAGCAAAGGCCAUGUUACACGAGGCUACCUCCGCUGCAAACUGCAGAUAAAAAUCGUAAAGGAUGGAAAAUGAAAGAAAUAGAAUAAAGGAUGUCGUUCCGUUUAGAUAGCACGGGUCUACAACAAAACCCGUUCUGUAAAUCGCAGUAAAAAUUGUCGUAACAACGAAUUGUUGUUUUAUGACAACAGUCAUGGUUAUUGAGUAACAGAGCAGUACGAAUACGACCACAAUAUUCGUUUAAUUGGAUACGCCACAUCAUCCUCUUUUCUUACGUCAUCAUGCAUGUACUGACGCCUUAUGAAUUUCAUAGCCGUACCCAAAUUCACAUUAGAGCUGUUCAGAUUUAACUUCCACCACUGCUAUCUCUCACUUGCUCUGUGUGUACCUGAUUGGUUAAUCGAGUAGGUGAAACGCAGCUGAUUGGUUAAUGGUCCCUUAAUGAUAGAGCCUCUGAACCUCUCUAAUGAUAUUGGUAGUUCUGAUAAAUCUUCUAAUAAAACAACGGAAUGGCGAAAGAAGAUGACGAACAUGUGGAGAGAACGAAUCUCGUCGCCAAAUCAGACAACGACAAUAACAAUAACAAUGACAACAACGACGACGAUCACAGCGACGACGACGACGGCAACGAUCACAGCGACGACGACGACUACAACGGCAACGAUCACAGCAUCGAUUACAACGGCAACGAUCGCAGCGACGACAAUGACAAGCAGAACAAAAACAAUCACGACAAACAAAGAUCACAACGAGAAAUUAGACAACGACAAGCACGAAAACGAUCAUAACGGCAACGAUAAAAAGGACAAUGGUUUGGUUAGGUAACGUCAAUGUGCUUUGAAACUAAAUUGUAAGUCGAGUUUGGUUCACUUGGUUGUCUUCUGCGUUCUCUUAUAAACGUCCUUCUUCAUCAACAACAUGACCCCGACUAUAACCGCUGUUACUUCUAUUUGUAUCUAUUUGUUUCUAUUUGCAGACAAGAAUGAAUGUGCUUCAAACAAUGGUGGCUGUGCUCAUCACUGUCUCAACACCUACCUUGGCCGUCAAUGUUACUGUAAACAUGGCUAUAUACUGCAAAAUGAUGGCGUUGCUUGUGAAGGUAAUGAUAUCCGACGUCGCGAAUUGUCAAUGGCGGAGCUAGCCAUGGCAACUGGUCUUGCUAUGCUAAUAAACCUGCAUCUAAAUAGCCUAAAGACAAUACAUUUCAAAAGGUUCGAAUAGUUCAAGUCAUUGAAAAUUUGCAAAACAUGACCUGUUGCUAUGAGAAUUAGAAUUGUACGUGGUCUGUUAUGGCUAAAGGGAUAACUAAAUAACCUUUCAUCGACAUCGAGAAUUGAAUGUUGUUGAGAAGCCUCGUCCGAAGCGAAAGAUGUUUGUGUGUGCUUCCCUAACAAUAAUUAUUGUCUAACUAGAAAAUACAUGCAUGCAGAAACCCUCGCCUCACUUGAAUGGUAACACGAUAAUUUUAUUAAGAAUAGUUUUGAAAUUGAAAAAUCCUCCAAAAUAUCACGUUUAAUUACAAAAUGAUCAAAAUUUCCCAAACAUAUGUACGCUUGGUAUGUUAUUAUACGUAGUAUAAGCUUCAAUUUAAUGUAAAAUUCAACCACAAACGCUUCGCAAAACGUUUUAAAAUGUUCUUUAUAAAACUAAACUGCCUUUUAUCGCUAAACAUUAAAUUUGAAAUAAACUGAUUUCAAAUUCUUGCAUGAAAAUAACUUUGCUUUUCUCUUUAUUUAUGUAAAGAUUUUAAAAUAAUAAAAAAGGGUAAUCAGUUUUUAAAGGUCUUUAAAGCAAUUAUAAAGCAAACAAUACAUCAAUAUUAAUAACAAACUUACCUUCAUUAACGUCUGCGACUCAAAGGGGUGCAAUCGUCCAAUACACAGAAAAACCAUGGGUCCAACCUUCAGAAAAUUUCUAUUUUUAGGGUUUGCGAGACGCUAUUUCGUGCAUUUUAGACACGUUUUAUGAUAAUCUAAAAGCCACAAAUUUGGUAUACUUUAUGUCAUUGAUGCAAGAAAUGCGAAUAAGGAUAACAGUUUUGUCCAGUAUUAUCAUAAUGACAUAAUGUAGAAUAUCGAUCCCCAUUACAAAAUGACAUCUUUUGUUGUCCUUUUCUUCAGAGGUCAGAUGUCCUAACCCAGUUCAUCCAAGUAAUGGCAAAUAUUCAAUGAAUGGUGCUUCAAUUCUUGGAAACUCUGUGUCAUUCUCUUGUACUGACGGCUACAAACUUGUCGGAUCAGAUGAAAGGAUUUGUAUGGCUGAUAGACAAUGGUCUGGGGUUCAGCCUCAGUGUAAACGUAAGUUAUUAUUUAUAUUUAACAAGUACCAGAAACAAAUUGGUGAGGUGGUGAUACCUAAUGAAUAAUAAGUUUCAGGCCAAUUUUCAGUCAGCGCCAUCUACUGCAUAUUAAGUGCGCUCAUGAAGACAUGUCGACGCUGACAUUUAAAUAUUAGCUCCAUCAAGAAGUCCUAAUUAAAAGAACGAAUCAUAUUGUGGUCAAGUCAUUCCGCCUGCUGGACCGAGCCGAUUGGCUUCAGACCGGGAUGAAUGUAAACACAAGUACAAUUCAGACCGGUCUCAGCUGUAGCCUUGACAUUGGAACAACACAUGCUAACAAAAGCCAUCUAAAAAAGAAAAUUGCAUGGCAAGGGGGAAUAAAUUGAAAUGUUAGUUAUUUUCGUCCCGGUCUCAUGUAAACGGGGCCUUAGUUUCACAGUAAAACUUGGUGGGCAAUGCCGAACUCCGGAAAUAAAUAACUUAUUAAGAAAUAUCAUUAUAUUAUGUAGCUGUUAAAUGUGUGACUGUUGGUACCGUUGAUUUUUCCAAACGUCACAUCACUGGCAGUGGCAACGGUUAUAACAGCCGGGUGACGUUCACAUGUUACUCAUCCUACCGACUAUUGGGAACUGCUGCAAGAAAAUGUGAUAAGACCAGCACAUGGAGUGGAGAACAACCUCUUUGCGUGCGUAAGUACAGUAUUCAGCGAUUAUGAUUUUUUGGUAGAAAGGGGUUUCGUCAUCAACCGCAAAUCAAGUGUUAUACUGACAUGGUAUUUCUUGGAAGUAAAAAUGUAGAAAACAAUAUGCUAUCUUAUCAGACUCAAUGUCGGCCAUCUGCUUUUUUAUGCCCUUUAUAUAUACGUUACUUGUUUAAAAGUUCGCGCAGUACUAGAAUUAGCGCAGCGCUGGCCAUGGGUGCGCGAAUUUUAGUACAGCGCGAAAGGCUUUGUGGUGUAAUAUGAGACACUCAUCUUUAGUAAUGCAAAUCAGUUGAGUUAUUAACUGAUUUGCUUUACUAUUUGCAUUAUGUUAUUGCAUUAUGAGAACCCUACAAUAAUUUUUUCAGUUCUUGUUGGUAUUUUGAACACACGCGCUUUAUUAAUUGGUAUCAUGAAUUUAGCUUACGUUACAUAAUUUUGAAGCCAUUUUUUGAGGCCACCUAUAAUCGCUUUUUGAUUAAGUUUUAACAAAUAUUGAAGUAUCUGUUGAUAAUAAAUACUCAUUAUAAAUGCGUUAAUUGCUCAUAGGUCUAUUAAACAAAACCAAAAAGAACGAACACGGAAAAUUACUUGCGCGAAUUUAAAGCUGCGCGAAUAAGUCUCAACAAUGUGCCCGAAAUUAAAUCGCUCGAAUUUAAAGCUGAGCGAAAAUGAGUACGACGCGAAUUUUAAUACAAGUAAGGUAUGUUAAUUAUUACUGAGACUUUACUGAGUUUUCCAAAAACUAACCUUGAUUAAUUUAAUUAAUGUGAUGUAAAAACUAGAACAGCUUUUAGUGAUGUAUUAGCAUAGUGUUCAUGCAAUAUUCACUGAACUCUGCAUGAUUAAGGAUUUUUGAGACUGCGAAUAAUUAGAAUAAAUCUGCCGAUCGAAUGCCAUUUGGUAAACUUGGUAAGACAACAUAUCUUGGGCAAGAGUGCAUCGUUGAGCUCGCGAGAAACCAUGCCAUGAACAGAACAUUGUAGCAUAUUUUGUUGCUCCGACGUUAAACAGGCUAUAAAUGUGAAGCAAUGGUAAAUUAUGUUUGUGAUGUUACUCUGAGUGUAUAUCCACACCGGGUAAGAUAUACACUCAGAGUAACAUCACAAAUAUCAAAUUCACCUGAGUACACAACACCAACACAGAAAAAAAUAUGGUAAAUUACUUUACUAAGUCGAUAUUUGUCGUUUUCUUACUCAUUUUCAAAGCGUAAUCCAGGAAAUCAAUGUCUUACUAUAAUAUGUCAGCCAAUGCAUACAGUAUAUACAUGUAGGCCACUUCUUCUUUCCACACAAUAAAAUAAAAAUGCCAGCAAUCUGAAUGCGUAUGUGGCAUAAUUUUGCCAUCAUCGAAAAUCAAUGUAGUAAUAUUUCAGGAGGACUGCAUGCAUGGUACUCAAGUGUUUUAAACACGUAUACAGUAUGGCUUCUUCAUAAUAAUUAUCGGAAAAUGAUAAGCUAUUGUUGGUAUGAUAGAAUCGGUCCAUAUUUAGAUAAAGUUCACUCUGAUCAGGUUGGCAUGUCAUCCAAAACAUUUUUUUUUUAUUAAUCUUCGACAAUUUUCGCCCUGAUGCUUCCCUGUUCUGAGAAAUGGUUUGUGGGGGGCCUCAAAAUUGCCCCGUGCAUGUUGAUGGGAAUUUCUCGACCUAUAAAAAUCAAUUUUCCGUCGUAGUAUUUCCAAAUUUCGUGUCGACUGACGGGAGGAGGGGGGCAAAAGGGAAACAUCGCCAAACAUUUUCGCGAAACUAUUACAGAUGGCUGUAUCGUAAUUGUCUCUCCCAGAAAAAGUUCAAUAGUUUGCUAUGAAACAGAAUCUUGUGUGAUGAAAUUAUUGGGGGGGAGGGGGAGGGCGACGGGCUCUCCGGUCCCCCGUUGCCAAAAAUGAUGUAAUCGAUUAAUUGGUUAAUGUUUGACCUUUUUUCUCAGCAAACUAUUGUCCACCACUUCAAGCCCCAGCUCAUGGCAGAAUAAAUGGAUUCAGAACAGAGCAAGAUGCCACAGUUGGUGUUGCAUGUGAUGUUGGUUAUCAAGUGAAGGGAACAUCUUUCAGAACAUGUCAACAAUCACGACAAUGGUCUGGAUCUCAUCCUACAUGUGAACGUAAGUAUAGUGGCAGUUGAAAUCGACGAAAUUCAUUCAAUCUGCUCUAAGUAAGAUAUAUAUUGUCCCAACGUAACUCGAUCUUCACAGUAUAUACUCGAAGGAUACCGUCAUACUCGAUAAAAUGGAGGUAUUUUUAAGCCUGGUUCCCAUAUGCUCAUAACGGUCGUAAAGAUUGAGUCACGAUUCUCAUCAGCCGAAAUACAACAUUUUAGAACUGAGAAUACGCGCAUUGAUUAUAUCUAGAGAAUACUUAUGAUUUAUAUAUGCUUUAUAGGUGUUUUAUUAUAAAUUGGCCAUUGAGGAAGAUCGUGACUCCAUUUUUACAAACAUUACGACCAAAUGGAAACCAGGCUUUAUCGAAGAUAGCUUACCGUUACCUCUCCCUAUCCAAAGUAAAAAUAAUAUUUGAUCGGAAAUUUGACUGUAUACGGGCAACAGCGCCAAUCUUUAUGUUGGCAAGAAAAUCAAAAAACAUAUUCUCGAUCAACAACAAUACAAUGUAUAUGAAAUCCAUUCUUACCUGGAUUAGCUUUUCUCGUUAGAACUGAGUGUAUGUUGAUGAGUUUUGUUGAUGAAAAUCUCGACCGUAAUUAUAUACAUGUUUACUUAGAUGUUAGUAAGUACGUCUUGAGAUCACGCGACGGCGUAGCAUACCAAAGUGCCUGGAUACGAGCCUGGAAUAUACAGCUGUUUACUUCGAUCUCAGAAAAUAAUUGUUUUAUUGCUCUUUUUUCAGUUGUGGAUUGCCGUGAUCCAGGUGUACCACGCAAUGGUUAUCGUCAUGGCAACUAUUAUAAAUAUGACUCGACCAUCAACUUCAGCUGUAAGGUGCAACAUCACCUGGAAGGCGCACGUGAAAUCAAAUGUAAAGCUAACGGAAAAUGGAGUUCACCUACUCCGGAAUGUUUAGGUGAGUUGUCGUAUUUUGUUGCUUACCUCAGCAAAGAGGUUAUGGUUUCUCCUUGGUGUGUCCCUGUGUUUGACCGUCAGCAAGCUAAUAGCCGUAACCAUGGUAAAGCCUAUUAUAAAUGUGUCAUCCAUUUUCUGUCCAAAUUCAACCAACGUUUGAUUGAUCUGUUCUUGGCUACUCAGGAUUGUGUAAAAUAACUGUAGAAUGCGUAAUACGCAUAGAUGCAUGAUUUAUGCUUCAAUACAUGGCUUUCGCUGCCGGAGGCAUUCGCUGCCGAGUCCCUCGAGCGGUUUUACAUAAUAAGCUUUGGUUAUUCCCAGUAUUUAACCAGCAGCUUAAGAAGAUUUAUUCAUUACAUUUUUGGGUUUUGAAUGUGUACAUACAGCUUACAUAUUUCGGGUUGAAUGCAUCAUGUAAUACAUUUUACAGCAAUGAUUGUUGAGCAAGCCUGCAUGAUGGUAUCAUGGUAGGUAUCACAUGAACGUGGCAAUUCCCUAUAUUCGAGCACAGGGUACCCUAUGCGCGAACGAUCCUCGAAUUCCGUAUUCGCAGUAUAGCAUACCCAAUCUCGGUCAACAAUUGUACAUUGCCAUGACCUUUUAACUAUUUCUGAUGAUACUACAUAGUUCAAUGCAUAUUGAAUGUGUAUAUUUUAGCUCGAUCAUGUGGAAAUCCAGGUGUUCCAUACAAUGGAUUCAAACAUGGUUCUGCUCAUACAUAUGGUAAAAAUGUCACCUACACAUGCCAGCAAGGUUAUACACUGGUUGGUCAUCGUAUGAGGACGUGUGAGCAGAGCACAGCAAGAUGGACUGGAUCUCUACCUUCUUGUAAUUGUAAGUAUAGUUUUGGUUGAGUGAAGUGCAGUAAAUACAAUUCAAAAGUACAAUAUUUUGCUUCCUGGUGAUCAGUGGUGGUCACUUCGUGAAUUUUUGGGAGGGACUAAUUAGCUUGCUAACAUGUCGCCACUUUUAGUAGCUGGAAAUCUUAAAACGUUCGGCCUUAAUUUCCAUGCAACCUAUAGUUGCAUUUGUCGUAGCUGUUCCUGGUUAGGUCUAAUAAUGUAUAUAAAUAUCCACUCAAUCCAUCAAUUAUUAUUCAAUCAAGUAAGAUGCCAACAAAAUCUUGAUAUUGGACCAUAACCUAUACAUGGCAGUACCCUAGUAUAUAUGCAUGAACUUGUGGUUAUCUCGACAACUGGCCUCUGUGGCUCAGUAUUAGUAUGUAAGAGCGCUGCACUGGUAUCGCAGGACCGCAAGUUCGAUUCCUGCCAGGGACCUAUAGUUGCAUUUUCGCAACUGCAUGUUCCUGGUUAGGUCUUACCAUAUAUGUAUAUAUGAAUAUCCACUCAAUAAUUUCCAUCUACAAGACCCUUCAACCAAUAUAUCACUUGAUUUUUAGCCUACCAAUUAUUUCAUGGUUGAGAAAUUGACAAAUUGUUACAGCUUUGUUACACAGUUAUUCAGCCAUCAUUCGAAAGCGUUCAGAAAUUAUUGGAGGGGGAUUGGGGGUGACCACCACAAAUCUACAGUGAUAUUCUGUCAUGGUAAAAGAGGUUCUUACAGCUUCUAGUUAUUGUUGGCAAAGCACACGUAUUGUCACGAUAGAAGUUGAUUAUCAGGUGCCCUUCUUUUGUCUAAAUAAGCUGGUGAAUAACCACUGAGAUUAUACCAAGUCUUAUUUAAUCUCCUGUUUAAAACAUUAUAAAACUCGUUAGAAGAGGUGUGGAAGCUGUAGUAACUGCUUGAAAACUAGUAGUUUUCAAGCAGUUAGCAAUUUGAUUUGUACAGAACUUGACAGAUCUCAAAAUCUCUUCUCAUUAUAAAUAUUCUGGUUUCAAAAUUGGCUAAUUGGAUUCAAACGGAUGCUUCAUUUAGUCCUAGUUUUUAUUCAGCGAGUCGUGCAAUCUAAGACUCUCUAUACAAUGAGUAAAAACUCGUUCAACGUGUCGAGCGAAAAGCAGCAGAGAGGAUCAGAUUUUGACUUCCACUAGCGCUACCGUUACCAUUAACCACUCAGAUGCAUUUAAUCUACCCGAUUAACCAAUCAAAUGCAUAUUAAGAGGUAGCGGUAUCUUCUAUUAUUACCCUCGAAAACAUCAUCGAAGUGUUCUGAGAAUUUCUCAGGUAUUGAAAACGCAAUCUAUGAUAGCUACUAUCAUUGUAGCAUUCCACUGGACCUCCAAAAUUGGGAAAAAGUCUAAACCAAGACAUAAAAUAUCGAUCAAGUAGGUCGAUAAAAUACUCUUUAAGUACGCCAGUACUGACAUUCCUGUUGAAAAAAUGAAUGGUAAUAUACAAUACAAUAGUCAAUAGUCAAUACAAUACAAAAACUUUAUUUAAACUCGAAUUUGGCAGUAUUUACAAAUAGGUAAUUUCUUCGAGCAAUAUAUAUAUACUAUCAACUAACUCGUAAGAAUGUAUAUGCACUAUACUGGAUUUCACUGACUAUUCAAUGUUUGAAUUAUUGAAAGAGCUUCUAUUUUUUUUCUAAAGUAUCCGGAGUUCUACAGUUUUCUGGUAAUCUAUUCAUCUUUUUGUUGACUCUUUGAUAUAUCCUCCUUCUGUAGUGGUGAACUGUGGUGAGAUACCUGCUCCAGCUAACGGCUUCAGAGUCGGAUCAUCAUUUACAUAUAACAAAGUAUUGGCAUUUGAUUGCAAUCCUGGGUACAAGUUAGUUGGAACACAAUACAGAAGAUGUCAGGAAGAUGGUUUGUGGAGUGGAGCUGCACCUACUUGUGUUGGUAAGCAAAUGAUACGGGUGGACUAGAAUGGAUAUAUUGCAAACGCAUUUUAUAUGCAGUUCACACAUGCAGCGAGUUUAGUCACAAUCUGUCAAGAUAUGAUGGUCUGGGGCCGGUUGUAUAAAAAAAUGAUUAAAGUUAACUAUAGUUACUGGAAAAGUCAAGCAUUCAGAAUCGAGUACUUUAGAGUUAACUAUUAUAAUUUAGUACAGGUAAUAGCAUAGUUUCGAAUGCAAUUUGGAUAUAACAUGCACGAGUGAGUUUUUCAAAGACCUCAAAAUAGCACGAGUCCGAAAGACGAAUGCUAUUUGAGGUCUUUGAAAAACUCACGAGUGCAUGUUUAUCCAAAUUUCAUGAGACUACAAUGCUAUCACGUAUUAAUAAUUUACAUAAAAGUAUUCGAGACAAUCAAAUUUGAACUUGCCAAGCGUGGGAAUCUUUCCACACCGCUAAAUGCGGCCAUGUUUGUUUUGAAAAAAGAAUAUUUUUUUAUUUUUCCCGCCAAAACUUAGCUCUAUUUUGAUUGGUUUUUGCACUGCUGUUUGGAAUUAACUUCACUGAAAUCAACCAAUCGCAGACGAGAAUUACUUUUAUGUAUGAUAUUAUCUACAAAACGGGAAAAUAAACAAUUAUUAGAAUGUUAGGGUUUGUAAUCCAAGUGAUUAUAUACAUUUUAAGACCUGACCAGGAACGACUGCGAAAAAUGCAGCACAAGGUCCUCUGAUAGGAAUCGAACCUACGGCGCUGUGAUUCCGGUGCAGCGCUCUAACCAGCUGAGCUACGGAGGUCAGCUGCUGAGCUGUAACCGUAAGUUUAUGUAUAUAUAGGUAAUCGGGUGUGCGGGUUGUGAUAAGGUGGACUUGAAUGAUGUGGUUUCUUUGCAUUUCACUUGGUGGAAUUAAUAUUAGAAUGUUAGGACCUUGUGCUGCAUUUUUCGCAGUCGUUCCUGGUCAGGUCUUAAAAUGUAUAUAAUCACUUGGAUUACAAACCCUACUAUUAAUUCCACCAAGUGAAGUGCAAAGAAACCACAUCAUUCAAGUCCACCUUAUCACAACCCGCACACCCGAUUACCUAUAUAUAUAUACAUGAACUUACGGUUACAGCUCAGCAGCUGGCCUCUGUAGCUCAGCUGGUUAGAGCGCUGCACCGGAAUCGCAGGGCCGUAGGUUCGAUUCCUAUCAGAGGACCUUCUGCUGCAUUUUUCGCAGUCGUUCCUGGUCAGGUCUUAAAAUGUAUAUAAUCACUUGGAUUACAAACCCUAACAUUCUAAUAUUAAUUCCACCAAGUGAAGUGCAAAGAAACCACAUCAUAUAAACAAUUAGGAGUUACAACCGUUAAACAAAAGUCAUUGUGUUACAUCUUUUUCUCUGAGUUUAUAUUAAUUUGUGCACGGUCACGGUGAUUGAUCUCAUUGUAUUUUUGCUGAAUUAAAAUGUGCACUGAAAUACGUGGGUAAUAUUUAAUUUAAUGACGUUGAGAGAAAGGCUUUGUGCACGGUGAGGUACAGUUCAACAUCAAACAAAGGUCUUCUAUUAUGUCGGCUUUCACAUUUGCCUCACUUCCAGACCAUCAUAUAUUGACAGAUUAUAGUUUAGUGCCAAUUAAGCCUACGAAAAACUCACCCUGCAUGUUGUUUUUUCCAGUUAGUACUCGAAACCCAACUAUUACUUUCUUCCCUCCGAUCGUUGAUCACAUGAGAAGCAUGUGUCUUCAAGCUCUGUGCAGGUCGAAUGUGUCACGUAUUUAAAUGUGCAUAUAGAGAUAAGAUAAUUUGAACAAAAAGAAAUACUGUAUCUCGUUGUCUAAAGAUUUCGUUUGAUUUCUUUAAAUUGUGACUAUCCCAAUAAAUCAUUUCUCCUCACCGCUCACAAUUCAAAAGAAAUUGAGCGAAAAAUUUUCUACAACGGAAUUUUUUGCAUGUGGAAAUCCAGCCUUAAGCCAGUUUUCCACCAGGCGGAAUUUUGCGCGCGGAGUGGACUUUUUCUUUAUCUUGCGAUUUCUCAGGUGGAACUAAUUAGAAAAGACAAAAGGCCGGUUUACACGACAAGCGUUUUGGGCACGGCACCCCUGAAAAUGGGCACCGUGCCAAAACCGCCACUUCGCUAUUUACUCGUUUACACGACAACAUUUUGUAAACACACUUUUAUGAUAGGCACCGUGCCCAUCGGAAAACGGCACCUCUACUUUCCGUUUACGACGGUAUAUUUUAAAGAAUAAAUAUGUCGGACAGAAAUAGAAUUAUAUAUUUAUAUUUAUUGGAACGAAGAAGAGUAUUAUAUGAGCCGAAAAUCGAGGGAAAAAACCAAUUCAAUACUAGAAAAGUACUUUAAGGCUCAUAUGGGCAAAAGUUAUCCCGGUUAGCGAGAAAACUUUUCGACAAAUUUACAAACGAGAUCUUGCCUUGGUAUGAAAAUAAUAUGAAAAGUUACACUGCGUUCAUAUGAGACAAAACGUUUUCCCGUGUACGUACCGAGAGCUCGCUUGUCAAGUGAUAAUGUUUUUCCCAUAUGAACACAACUCUAGUUCCCGCUUGGCAGGAUAGCUUUCUGUCGUGUCAGUACUGACUUUACAAUUCAAUUGAUAUUCAGUGCUAUGUCACAGCCGGAAACUUUACCCGGUAAGCGGAAUAACAUUUCUCCAUGCAAUUUGUGAACAGAACAAAAGUAUAUUUGGCUAGUGGAAAAGUUUUCUCGUUAACCGAAAUAACCACAGGUCCUUUAAGACGAAAGGAGUUGUUUUCUCGCAUAAAUGUUGUGCCAUCUUGUAUUCACCCGCCACGAAUUCGAGAGGUAUGGACGCAUCGAACGACAGCUAUUUGCUACGACCUAGUUACUGCUCUCUUCAGCGACGAACAGUACGUGGUAUCAAAAUUUCCGAGUCAACUAGAGCAACAUUCACAUUCUGUGUUAUUUAAAUUUGUUUUUAACCUUUUUUUUUGGCAAGUUGUAGUUUUUCGCCGCUUGCUGCCAUGUUGGAAAGAAGACAAUUUGUUUUGCGCAUGCUCGAUGUCGAACACAUUUUUAUUUUUUUCGAAAUUUGGGCACGGCACCCCUUGCUAGACGUGCCGAGACUACCUCGUGAGAAAGUCUCGGCACGUUUAAAUUUUGCGGCACCGGUGCCGAUUAUUGUCACGUUUACACGCCAAAAGGCAGAGGUGCCGUGCCUAAAAUUUUGGGCACGGGUGCCCAUUUUUAGGGGUGCCGUGCCCAAAACACUGGUCGUGUAAACCGGCCUAAAGAAAAAUUCCGCUCCGCCCGCAAAAUUCCGCCUGAUGGAAAACCGGCUUUAAGGCCGUUUUCCACUAGACGGAGCUUUCCACGCGGAGCGGAAUUUCUCUUUGUUUUUUUGUAAUUAGUUCCACCCGAGAAAUGAUAAGACAAAGAAAAAUUCCGCUCCACGCGGAAAAUUCUGCCCAGUGGAAAACGGCGUUAAUUUAAGGCUGUGAAUUUAACCGGAACAUGUAUGAGUAAAAAGCCUGGGCUUUUCGGAACGAGGAUGAAGUCAAUAAUCUCCAAAACCAACCAAGUUUAUCAUAACACAGCGGACAGUUAAAGCGCCAGAUUCCCUAAUAAUAUCACUCACAAUUUUAUCUCAACAUCUUUUAGCUACAUCAUGCGGAUCAUUCAAACACGGUCCUUCAGGUGAAAUCGAGUCUCCCAAUUUCCCAUCAAGCUAUGACAACGAUCUCUACUGUACUUGGAAAAUCACGGUUCCCACUGGCAAGAAAGUUCGUAUUGAAUUCUCCGAGUUCAAGACUGAAGCUGGAAAGGAUAUUUUGUAUGUGUUUGAUACUGAUAAAACUGAACCCAUUCUGGAGUUUUCAGGGGUCGGAUAUAAACCACGUGAGCUGACCUCGUCUGGCAAGAGUUUGAGGAUAAGAUUUGUUUCAAACGGAGCUACAGCCAGUAACGGAUUCCGGUUGACAUAUUCUCAAGUUGGUAAGUUUUGUUUUCAUUAACUAUUUAAGGCCCGUUUCAGACGGCGUACUUAUCAUGUGCCGAACUUAAUUGAUGAAUUAGGUACGGCAGAAGAGCGACGUAUGAAUCAAUUAAAUACGGCAGAAUUUGGAGCGGCAAAAGUUCGACACAAGUUCGGCAGAGCUUGUCGCAUUAUGCGACGUUGGAGCGACAUUGAUUCAUACGCCGCUCCACUCAUGUGCCAAACUUAACUUAACUUUAGUCUAAAAAUAAACUUAUUUAUUUUGAAUUUUAUUUAGGUUUCGCUGGCGAAUGCGCCCCGACCUUGUCAAUAACAUUGUAUUUGGUACGCCGUUUGAAUCACCGCCGUUCUUGUGUCGCAUCUAAUACAAUUAAGUUCGGCACAUGAAGAGUACGCCGUCUGAAACGGGCCUAUGUUUUAUUUAACUGAUAAUAGUUUUAUCUAAUGCAGAUUUCGCAGGCUGCGAGUUCUUGCCACCAGAGGCUCAUGACACACAUGCUCGACCAAAAAAGCUUAGCAUAAGGGGUUUGUGGGAGGAAAACAGCAAGUCAUUCCCAACCAACUAAAUACUCGACUCUGUACCGCAGAUAAUUUAUAGCGCAUAGUAAGCUACGUUUACACGCUGCGAUUAAUCGUGUACGAUUCGUUUUCUGGCGUAUGUCAUUGAGUAAACACGCGUAAGCUGGCUACAUUUGAAAUUUCUUUUUAACGAAACAGCAAUGAAUUAUGGCGCCAGCACCCAUUUCAAUACGCCAGAAUACGAAUCGCACACGAUUAAUCGUAGCAUGUAAACGUAGCUGUAUACAGCAGUAUGCUGUGCAGACUUUAAAUUUAUGCACGUGAUCUAUGCUAAUGACACUGUAGUAUUGUCCUAUCUUAAAUUUUAUACCAGCCAAACCUAAAUAAACAAAAUUAAAAAAGCAUAACUCUUUCGAAAAGUGAAAGUAAAAAAUACACAAUUGUUUUUGCAUGACACUUAGUGAACGAAAUGUUCCAUUGUCUUUUCAUUGUUUUGAAAAUCCUACCGUUCCCCAUGCCAGCCAGUCACACGCUGUUUUGACAUACAGUAUUUGUCACGCGGACAAUGUCCGAUCUAUAUGUCAUACUCUGAUAGCCUACUCUAACACUCUUGUGAUUUUUUAGAUUGUGGUGGAAUGUUGACCGCACCAACUGGUGCCAUAACAAGUCCUGGCUUCAAGGGUCAAUAUCCAAGCAAUCGUGAUUGUAUCUGGCUUAUCCACAUGCCCGGCAAACAAAUUGACCUCUCCUUUACAGACUUCAACACACAACAGAGUUAUGAUCGAGUGGAAAUCUACCGGGGUCCGAAGAGUACUGACAGGCGAGAAGUGAAUUUGAGCGGCAUUUUACUUCCUGAUGGUUCAUUUGUGACUAACAACUACAUGUAUGUAAGAUUUACAACCAGUGCUCAAAAUGACAGGCCAUACUAUGGAUUUAAGGCAAAAUAUUUGGAAUAUAUGUAUUAAUUGUUUGCUGCAUGUACGGAACGAUAUAUAUUAAAUGACAUUGCGUCGACAUGUCCUUGCGUAAUCGUAAUAUGUUAGUUGAUUGAAAUCACAAUAAAUGUCGAAAUUAAAAUUAUUGUUGAGAGGAGAAUCUUUUGUAUGUCACGUAAUACGCGCUCAAAACUAGUGAAUAUGCUUUUCCACUUGGUUGUAACUGUAUUCAAUUUUUUACAUUUUUCAUACGUUUCUCAAGCGGCAAACAAACUUAAACAUCAAAAUGCAUUAUCUGUAAAUUUAUGCUAAAGUGAAGAGAUUUAGGUGGUACGCCAAAGAGGAAAUGAUGUCUGAAGUUCAGUGAGUUUUGCUUUUUAUAUAUCGCUGUAUAAAUAUGGCGUCAAUUUCACAGCAUCAAUGACAAUUGUUUUUAAAUUGACAAUUUUUUACUAUUAUUUUGUUUCUCAACCGCCA